GGAGUCAGGGGAGCAAAGCCCAACAGGCCCUGGGGCACCGAGACCGCCCCUUCUCAGGGGAUUUAGCUGUGGAAACCUGCCUGCGAGAGGAGCAGGAUCAUGCUGAAAAGGUGUUGAGAAUUGAAUCCUCCUGCCCAUCUUGGUUGCUGAGGCCAGGGGGACAUGGCAGGACAUGGCUAUUUGGGGAUGGCACUCUUCUGCUGGGUCCUGCUCACUGGACCUGUGGACCCCCAGCCUGCUGCUUCCGGCCCAGGUGCCCUGCUCACCACUCUGACCCCCCCACCUCAGAGUGAGGCUUCCGUGCUCUCUCUCAACCUGGGACUCAACUUCAAAUUCCACCUUCGGGGACCUGCUGCCGCCUGGGGGAGCCCUGUCACAGAGACCCAGCCUCUGUCCCCUGGGCCCAGCCGAGAGCUGGAGGAAGAGGUGGUUGGAGGCGGGUUGAGGACUGACCCUUUUUGGGAACUGCUGGUGGGCUCUCUGGGGAACUCUCUCCCAGAAUGGGGUUCUGCAGAAGGAAGCUCUACCCUCUGGACCUCCUCCCUGCCUCAGGAGUCCACCUCCCCUGCCUCAGGGUCCUCCCAUCAGCCCACCACUCCCUCUCUGCUCCAGACUAGCACUGGGACCUGGGAUACUGCUCUGAUGCCCACAGCACCGCCAUCCAGUACGCCCAGGCCCCACCAAAGCGAACUGGAGCUCAAGUUUGACAUGGCACUGAGAGCAGGUGCUGCCCCAACACUUGGGCAUCGCACACUGCCCCUGCUGCCCAGCCUGCGGGCCAGUCUGGCAGAGAUCGCUGGGCGCCUGGGACCUUUUGGAUUCUUUGGCACUACACUGUCUCCACUCCGGAACUUCUCAGGUCCGAGCCCCCCAGGGCCAACUGCAUCCCCGAACUCAGCCUCUAGAGUUUCUGCUUCUUCAGGGUUCUUUGGCACCACUGUGUCACCACACUCACGUCUCCUGGAGAGAAAGCUCCCAAGCCCAAGCCCACUGGACCCAGCUGCUUCCCUGAGCCCCAGCUCCAUUCCAAUGGCAUCUCGAGGUCCCACCCUCCCUACCUCUGACCCAGAUGAUCCAACUCCUGCCAGCCUUGGGAACCCGUCAGUGCCAGAGUGCGAAUCGGAGUCCUGCAGCAUUGGAGAGGUGCCUGCCGGUGGAGCCCCUGCAGCCCCUCUGCCUCUCUUCUUCCUAAGCCUGGAGGCCGACUGGGCUGAGGCCAGGGCUCGCUGGGGACUGGCCUGGGAAGCCCAUGUGUACGGAGUGGGCGCGCUCUUCGGCCUGGUGGCCCUGUUGGCGCUGCUGGCCCUGGCUCUCUUGCCCUGGCGCUGCCCGCCGGGGGCCCCCUGCCUGGCGCUGCUCGAUGUGCUCCUGCUCUCGGCCGGCACCACGCGCGCCUUCCCACUCUUCUACGACGCCUACGGGCACCGCGCCCGCCUGCCCACGCUCGCCUGGCUGCUGCUGCAGGACCUGCCAUUGCCCUGCCUGGCCGCUGGCCUGGGCCUGGCCUGCCUGCUGCUGGCCCGCCCGCGCCCCCCGCGCUGCCCUGCUGGCCUGGCCUGCCUGCUGCUGCUGGGGCUGGGGCUGGCGGCCGCCGCUGCGCUGGGAAGCGCCGCCCACCGCCCGCUGCGCCCCCUACGGCUCGCCUCCCGCGGGUUGCACGCCUUCCUGGCUGUGCUGCUCUCCAGCCUCCUGCUGGCUCUGUCCUGCUGGCGGGGGCGGCGGCGGAGGAGGGCCGGGGCGCCACUGGGGGGCUCAGCCUUCAAGGGCAUUACUCCGCUGCCGCAGGCACGCAGCCCCUUCGCUCCGCGGGAGUCCUGGCGGCGCGCGGCGCGCACGGCCCCAGUGGCCGGCACCUUCGGGCUGCUGAGCGGUGUCCUGCAGGGCUACGAGGUGCUGCACGCCCUGGGCUACGGCGGCCAGCCCGGCCUGCAAGGGCCCUGGCCCUGGUGGGCCUUCCAGCUGGGCCUGCGCCUAGGCGAGGUGGGCGUGGCGCUCCCGCUGGCACUGCUGGGCCUCUACCCAGCGCUCUGCAGCCCCCGUGUGCCGCCGCGCUGCUGGGCCAAACUUUUCCGCCUAUCCCCUGGCCAUGCCGCCCCGCUGCUGCCCGGAGGCUGGGUCCCCCGGCCCCCGGACAAGGAGCCCCUGGGCGGUGCCAUUGCGCGCGGUGACGCCGAGCUGCUGCAGUUAUGCGCGCUGGCCGGCCCAGGUCCGGACCUCCUGCUCCAGGGCGGCGCCUGCCGGGGAUUCGAGGGCGCGGCCGCCCAGCCCGCCGCGUCCCCUGCCUCCUCCCCCUGCAGCGACUUCACCGUGGACUUCCGGCCCCCGUCCCCCAUCAACCUGCGACGCAGCAUCGAGGAGGCGCUCUGCAGCGAGGCUCUGCUCGUCCCGGGCCUCUUCCAGGGCCCCGCCUUCGGGGAGGCCCUGCCUGGGAUCAGCCUCAGCCUUUACCGUACAGCUUCGUUGGGGGCCACGUCGGGGCCCGGGCCCAGUGAGAGGUCGGAGGAUGUUCCCGGCUCGCCUGCGCCCCCCGAGCUCCCCUCUCCUGGUGCCUGGCCCGCGGGCAGCAGCGCCUCCUCCGGCUCGCUGUGCGGACUCUCCCGGGACAGCUCGUCCAUGCUGCUGUGCUCCAGCCCCGACAGGCCCCCGCGCUGCCCGCUGGUCUGCGUCCUCACCCCCCCACGGCCCUCGGGAAGCAGCCCAAGCCUCCCCGCCUCUGGAUCCUAUCAGGCCCUGUCCCCGCCCUCCCGCGACUCCCCAGAACCCGCUCCUCAGGUGCAGACCGAAGAGGCCUUGCUCCAGGAGCAGUUCCUGGACGCCUGCCGCCAGAUCGACGAGCUCAGCGUGGGCAGCGACACCAUAGACCUGUGAAGAGGUGAUCCCCUCGCGCCGGCCGUGCGUCCCCUUCUGGCGCCUGCUCUGCCAAGACCUGAACACUGUAACCUCUCUUCCUUGACCCUGCCUGGCCAGAUACCUUUCACGCCUUCCUUCCCCACCCAGGGGUUCCUGGGUUGGGUGGGUGCACAGCCAGAUUCUCUGUUGAUGGGAAAUUAAUGCCACCUUCUCCGGAGCCCUGGGCGCGGAUGCCCUCUGCUGCAAUUCCAGGCUGGCCAGGGCGUCACACAGCCCUUGGCAUUCACCAGCAAUAAAGCUGCAAGGUGCUCCACUUCAGACCACUUUCCACUCUGGUGCUGGGUGAGAGGGCCUGUCCUGGGAGGACAGGAUCUUGGCUCCCCUGGUUCCCAUUCCCACCCCUGCCACGCUCAGCAGUCCCACCCUCGAGGUAGUGAGACGUCCUGCCCUCCACACCACCCUCCCCCCAGAAAGGGGUCCAUGGUCCAUCUAGGAGCCCUCAGAGCCAGUGGGAGCUUUUAGAGCUAAUUUAUCAAUAAAAUAUUUCCAGAAGAGGAAGUUCUGAGUCUCUUGGGAAAGGUUCAGUGAGGCAGCAGUAGCUUCACCAGGCCUGGAAGAGAAGCCCUGUUUGGAUGGGUGGUUACAUCUCAGACUGGUUGCUUCCUGUGACUGGGAUGACUGGGGUUCCUGGGAGUGGUACCUUGAAGCCCCUUGACUUCUCCAGGAAGUAACUUUCCAGGGAUGAUCUACAAUCCUGAGAGGUGACAGGUGACACAAAGCUUCUCCAGUCAUUGAAGAAAUGCCCUCCAGGCCAGGUGAUGGCAUACCUGGUUGAAUGAACAUCUACAGUGCACAAGGACUCAGGUUCAAGUCCCCACCUGCAGGGGGAAAGCUUCAUGAGUGGCGAAGCAGUGCUGCAGUUGUCUUUGUUUAUCAUUCUCUGUCUCCCCUUUCCCUCUCAACUUCUCUGUUUCUAUCCAAUAAAUAAAUAAAUAAAAUAAAAUAUUUAAGAAAAAAAGAAAAAGUAAUGUC
This is a messenger RNA of Erinaceus europaeus (western European hedgehog), 3882 nucleotides long. RefSeq names its product proline rich transmembrane protein 4 (gene PRRT4). The coding region runs from base 163 to 2868 and encodes 901 amino acids. Lineage: Eukaryota; Metazoa; Chordata; Mammalia; Eulipotyphla; Erinaceidae. The transcript has 5 exons. The record is from RefSeq and is a predicted model, not a curated record.